UUUAAGAGUGGGUGGGCAACAAUUAUGGGACCAAUUUAAUGACCACAGGUGUUUCCAAUUUGAACCCUUUUGAACAUCCAAUCAGGAUGGGCUGCGUCCUACCUCUGAGUAUAAGACCUGGAGAUGAGCAUCCACAGCUCGCAUUACACUGUUGCUUCUGCUCAGCACGAAACAAACAUGGCGUCUGCAGGCCUCCAGAUUAUGGGCAUCUUCCUGGCAGCCAUCGGCUUCAUCGGAGCGAUCAUCACCUGCGCUCUGCCCAUGUGGAAGGUGUCUGCUUUCAUCGGGAGCAACAUAGUGGAGGCGCAGACCUAUUGGGACGGCCUGUGGAUGAACUGUGUGAUGCAGAGCACCGGGCAGAUGCAGUGCAAAAUCUACCCCUCCAUGCUGGCCCUCGCCAGUGACUUGCAAGCCGCCCGGGCCCUGAUGGUGCUCUCCAUCCUAGUCUCCGCCAUGGGACUCCUGCUCGCUGUGGUUGGAGGAAAAUGCACCAACUGCAUUGAAGACGACGCGGCCAAGAGCAAAGUCGCCAUUGCUGCAGGGGUGUUCUUCAUCGUCGGCGGGAUCCUGUGCCUCAUCCCUGCGUCCUGGACCGCGCACGAGGUCAUCAGAAACUUCUACAGUCCGAUUAUGCUGGAGGCCCAGAAGAGGGAGCUCGGAGCGUCUCUGUUCAUCGGCUGGGGAUCCGCAGGACUCUUGUUGGUUGGAGGGGCGCUUCUCUGCUGCCAGUGUCGUCAGUGCGAAGAAGACCGAUUCUCCGUCAAAUAUUCUGCCCCGCGCAAAGCAUCCAGCGGAGCUUAUGUGUAAAACCUUGUUAUGAUCUUAACUUUAUUAUUGCUUCAGCUUGUUUUUAUUACAUUUCUUUUUAAAAAUAAAUUUAACUUUGAAAUCAUCAAA
Messenger RNA from Gasterosteus aculeatus aculeatus (three-spined stickleback), 897 nucleotides. Its product is annotated as claudin-like protein ZF-A89. The record is from RefSeq and is a predicted model, not a curated record. Gene Ontology annotation, cellular component: bicellular tight junction; membrane. Gene Ontology annotation, molecular function: structural molecule activity. NCBI's taxonomy places the organism in Eukaryota, Metazoa, Chordata, Actinopteri, Perciformes, Gasterosteidae.